Aphanomyces astaci is the source of this 3015-nucleotide messenger RNA. RefSeq lists its product as hypothetical. Gene Ontology annotation, cellular component: centriole; centrosome; nucleus. The transcript is spliced from 8 exons. The record is from RefSeq and is a predicted model, not a curated record. Bases 1 to 2913 code for a protein of 970 amino acids. NCBI's taxonomy places the organism in Eukaryota, Oomycota, Saprolegniomycetes, Saprolegniales, Verrucalvaceae. Gene Ontology annotation, molecular function: tubulin binding. Gene Ontology annotation, biological process: cilium assembly; centriole elongation.
AUGGCGGCGUUCGCGUCCGCAGGCAAGUCCAUGCCAGGAGCACAUGUCUCGUUCGACGACUUGCUGGAGCGGGAAUGGAGUGCGAACCAACCCCAUGCCCACACCUCGUCCGACGGGCGUAAGCAAGUGCCCAAGAAGCCAUUCUUGAAGCGCGGCGCUCGUGGAUGGUGGAAAAACAGCGACAAAGCCGUGCCGAUGGCGUAUUCAUUGUCCAGCGCCCACGACGACGAGCAGAAGGGCACCGCAACGUCGAAGACGACUGCGUUUCCAUCGAAGCAACAACGGCCGUCCCAGGCUUCGUCGCAACCCCGUCGAACGCAGGUACUAGGACCUUCUGCCUCAAGCCGCGCACAAGUUCCCGUGAACCAUCGAUCCAGCACACGACGAACCACUCCUACGUCUUCGACUGCUGCAUCACUUGGACGAAGUGCCAGUGAUGCCAUCGAGACGCCAUUACAUGCCGCCCCGUAUGUACCGUCCCCUAGGGGCAAUAGCACCGUUUUGAACGCGUCAUCUUCUCGAUACAUCCCCGUGGCCCACCAAGCACCCGAUUCGUCGAAUUGGUCCAUCCACGACGAGGACAACAACGAUGUCAGGCACGACGAGGACCCCCCCCCCGACACUUGCAAGUAUCAUGAGCAUCCGUUGACCCAGUCCGUGGACUGGAAACUCGAGCAAGACGCGCACGAGUUGCAAGAGUUCGAGAGCUUGGAGCAGCAACUUCUACAGCAACAUACACAUUCAACCCCCCAUAGCCACCAACUUGACGACACAGAUGUCCAUGCCGAUCCUUCCGCCGCCGCCGGCACUCAGCCUCCACCUCCGUGGAGAGUCGACGAAGAAACCGAACGGCGGGACCUCCUCGCCGAACUCGAUGCGUGGAGCCGCGACGACAUCACGACCCGUCCCCCAGCCGCGUCAUUGUACGACCAAGACUUGUACGAUCUAAACCAUAGUUUCUCGAUCGAUGGCCAUGGCGACGACGAAGUGGGCGAGCUAAGCCACCACCAGUCGUCCAUGCUGCACUACCCCCAUCACGACCAUAUCGAAGCCUUGAACGAAGGGAGCUUGAACGACGUGAGCUUUGCCGACUCUGAACCGUGGGACGAAUACGACCAAGGUCCUGCUCCCAUCAUGGCGCAGGAACGGCUUGACCUGACCAGCAACGUCCAUUCCGUUGCUGAACCACACCAAGAAUCGGCCAACGUCGGCCAGCAGCCGUCAUAUAUCGAGCAAAAGUUUCAAAAGGCGGCGGCCGCCGCCAAUCAAAUGCCGCCGCCGCCAGUAUCGUCGUCUCUACAAACACUUAAAAUGAAACUCAAACAAAAAGCUGCGGCAAGCUCCAGGACACCUGCCAAGCCGACUGGAAAGAAGUCUGCGGGGAAAAUACCCCCUUUACCACCACCACCACCACCUCCUGGGAAGGUGAAAAGGGAAAAAUCCCUGCCAGGGCAUCACGUCGGCACAGCAGCUGCUGCCACGGCACCGCAUUCCGUGGGGACUGUACCCCCUCCAAAGCCAUCAUCUUCCCACUUUCCCGCUGGCAUUGAAGACAAGCUUUUCGAGUUGGAGACUGAAGUCAAGCACUACAAGCAGGAGACGCUCAAACUGCAAAAGCGGAGAGAGGCGCUUGAAGCCGAUCAGCGCAAGCUGGACCAACAGCGGCACGACUGGCAUGAAGAGAAGCGGAAAGCGCAGGAAGACAUGGACGCCCAGUGGAAACAUCUCCGAAAGGAACGGCGGGCCCUCGACCAAGCGCUCAAGUUUGGGGCGGCGGCUUUGCCCGACAGGAAGGAGCGCGGCGAAAUCGACGCAUUGAAAGCGCAGCUGGUCAAGAUGCAGGUGGACGACAAGGCCAAAACCAACAAGCACAAAGCAGCGACGGACUUUUUCAGGCAUCGCAUUGCGGAAUUGGAAUUGCGAAAUCAAGAGCUGCGCGACGAUUUGAAGUUUAUGGAGCAGGAGCGCCUGGCGAAUUGGAAUUGGACCAACGAUGCUUCAAAUCACAACAAUAACCCUGGCUCAAACCAAAGUGGGAAAAUUCCCAGUCGACCUGGUCCUGGCACUGCGCCAAUUUCACUGGCAUCAAGCAUCAACUACAACAUUUCCACGUCCGACGCCCCUAUGAAGAAGGAUAAAAGCACUACGGUAGACGAAGACGCAGCCUACAACCCAGCGCAAUACCAACCGAACUACGGUGCAGUUGGCCAAUCCAAGGACAAAAGCGACAGUCGACGGACCAAUGGCAGUGAAACCCAUCAUUCCGACGAUGGCGACCAACACAAAAACGACCUUAACGGCGCGUUCGGCCUCGAGACAACUAUAUCAGACGAUGGACACGAAACACCAGACGACCAGGCCACACCAUCGUUGUCUGAGCUGCAUCCCAACUCAAGCGAGGUAGAGGAGAUCCGCCACAGCGGCGGCAAAGUCGAGCGGCGGUACGCCAGCGGCCCCCUUCUCAAGUCAUUUCAGUUUGCAAAUGGCACGGAAAAAGAUGUUUACAAGGACGGCCACUCGGUCGUUCGCUUCUCCAACGGCGACGUCAAGGAGACCUACCCAGGAGAAGGCGGGAAGACUGUAUAUUUCUACGCAGCAGCGCAGACGCGCCACGUCACAUACGCCGACGAUACGCAAGUGUUUGAGUUUCCCAAUGGCCAGGUGGAGACGCACCACGCGAACGGCGCCAAGGAAAUCUCGUUUGUGGACGGCACGACCAAGCGCAUCGAAACCAACGGCGACGAGUGGAGCACAUUUCCGGAUGGGACGCGGAUGGUCGAGGCCAAGUCGGGGUUCCGGGAGGUGAUCAACCCCGACGGAAGCCGCGCGAGGGACUACCCCGACGGCCGUACGACAUGGAUCACCCCCCAGGGGGUCGAGCAGCCGGUGCAGUACAAGCGGCCGACGGCUUAAUAUGCGAUACAGUUACCGUCCAUAAAGUAGAGUUGUACGGGGAUAUCAGACAAGUUGAAGUGUAAUAUAUUGUGAGUCCAGCAACAUGAAUGCUGAGUGUCG